GCCGAUAUGUGGCUAAACGGCCAGAUGGCCUGCGAGUCGACCGUGACGGCUGCAUGAGGCUCGACGACAUCAUGCAUUUCUGGGGCGACAGGGCCGGUCUCCGAGAAACCGACAUCCUGCAUGCAGUUCGACGGCACAUGUUCAGAGAGCACGAGCAUGGUGGAUCUCUUCGCUUCGCCAUCGACGGUGACAGAGAUGGGGGCAUUGUCAUACGG
Molecule: messenger RNA, 215 nt
Organism: Symbiodinium pilosum
Lineage: Eukaryota; Dinophyceae; Suessiales; Symbiodiniaceae
Source: the annotation of a GenBank genome assembly